AUGGCGUUAUCAUGGAUUUUGAGAUCCUUAUCUCCAUCGAUUGCACAGAGUGUUCUAUGGAUGGACAAUGCGCUUGAUGUGUGGAAAGAUUUGUAUGACAGGUUUUCUCAAGGUGAUGUAUGUAGGAUUUCAGAUUUACAAGAGGAGAUGUAUGCUUUUAAACAAAAUAAUUUGUCAGUCACAGAUUAUUUUACUCAAUUGAAAAUUCUAUGGGAUGAGUUUAUGAAUCUGAGAGUUAUACCUGUUUGUUCGUGUGUUCCUCAAUGUUCUUGUGAUGCUUUAAAAGUAGUUAAGAGUCACCAAGAUAAUGAUCAUGUUAUUAGAUUCCUUAAGGGAUUGAGUGAUAGUUAUGCAGUUACUAGGACUCAAAUCUUGAUGAUGGAACCUUUGCCUAAUAUCAAUAAGGUUUUUUCUAAGAUUUUACAACAGGAAAGACAAUUAGGAUUAGGAAUGAAUAAUGCACAGAACAUAGAGCCUACUGUUUUUGCUGCACAAACAAAUGCUGGUUUUCAGAGAAGAAUGGUUGGUUAUAAUAACUACAAUCCAGUUAGACCUUUUUACAAUGGGAAUAGGCCACCUAUGAAUUCUGUUUUUCGUCCUCAAGCAGGUCAAAAGAGGUUUUAUUCAUCAGCAAAUGAUAAGCCUAUGUGUAGUUUUUGUGGUGCAAGUGGACAUACUAUAGAUAUCUGUUUUAAAAAACAUGGAUAUCCACCAGGUUUUAGGCCUAGAGUGAGACCUCAGUCUUUUGUUAAUCAAGUAGGGGAAUAUAUGGUUGAUUAUACACAAGAAGAUUGUUAUGAUUCUGGAAUUCAAAAUAGUAGCACAAGUCAGAAUGAUCAAAUUGGUAAUCAGGCUGUGUUUGGAAACCAGAAUGAGCAGAUUUAUGGCUUACAGGCUUAUAAUGAUCAGAAUUACAAUGCUUCUUAUGAAAAUAAUGUGCAAGUGUAUAAUGGAUCUGCUGAGACAAAUGAACAGGAAAGAAAAGGGAUAUGA
Messenger RNA from Mercurialis annua (annual mercury), 993 nucleotides. RefSeq lists its product as uncharacterized. NCBI's taxonomy places the organism in Eukaryota, Viridiplantae, Streptophyta, Magnoliopsida, Malpighiales, Euphorbiaceae. The transcript has a single exon. Bases 1 to 993 code for a protein of 330 amino acids. The record is from RefSeq and is a predicted model, not a curated record.